AUGUGUGCACACUUGGCCUUGCCCCCCUACCAGGCUUACCCCAGUGGGACUGGCAUGGGGUACCUGGAGUUCUGCUGGAACUCAACAGGAGAAGCAGAACAUGCCUCGGGCUCAGCUGGGACAGCAGGAGCAUCCAGGGGCAGUCAGUUUCCAGAGGCUGAAGAGAAGAGGCAGACUGCAGAAGUAUCCCUAGUUUCUUCCAGUUCUGGAAAUUUCAGCCAGUUCACACCAGAUUCAGCCACCAGUCCACAUUCGGCAUCCUCAUCCCCACUGCCUACUGCUAAGUCUAAGAAGAGUGGAGAAGAUGGCACAGGGGGAGAGAAGAAGGUCAAGAGUCGCACAGCCUUCUCCAAGGAGCAGCUGCAAACCCUACACCAGAGGUUCCAGAGCCAGAAGUAUCUCAGUCCCCAGCAGAUUCGGGAGCUUGCUGCUGCCCUUGGGCUCACCUACAAGCAGGUAAAAACAUGGUUCCAGAACCGGCGGAUGAAACUGAAAAGGUGUCAGAAGCAUAGCUUGUGGAUGGAACGAGCUCAGUGCCUCACACAGAAUGGCUUCCAGCCAAGUUCUUACCUGGAUGUGCACUCCAAAUUCCACCAGGGCUACCCGAUCACAGCAACUAGCAACAUCCAAAGCAUGCCUUCCCCGCUUCAGCAUUACAGUGCAGGGCAAAAUGCUUAUACAAUCAUGACCAGCGAGGAUGGGGGAAUGUUUGGCAAAGGCGGGGGUACCUGCAGUGUCCAGCAGACAGUGGGCUUCAUUGCGCAGCACAAAGUAGACUUUUAUCACAGCUAUCCUGGAAGUGUGGAAUAUCCUGCCUCAAAGACAGGUGAUGGUUAUAACUUUCACCACCCGGUCACUAUGGGGGCACCUUUCCCAAACACUGCUCCUGGUCACCAUCUCUAUCAUUCCUAA
Tinamus guttatus (white-throated tinamou) is the source of this 912-nucleotide messenger RNA. Its product is annotated as homeobox protein NANOG. The record is from RefSeq and is a predicted model, not a curated record. Gene Ontology annotation, biological process: regulation of transcription by RNA polymerase II. Gene Ontology annotation, molecular function: RNA polymerase II cis-regulatory region sequence-specific DNA binding; DNA-binding transcription factor activity, RNA polymerase II-specific. Lineage: Eukaryota; Metazoa; Chordata; Aves; Tinamiformes; Tinamidae.